Helianthus annuus (common sunflower) is the source of this 786-nucleotide messenger RNA. RefSeq lists its product as uncharacterized. The coding region runs from base 1 to 786 and encodes 261 amino acids. The record is from RefSeq and is a predicted model, not a curated record. The transcript has a single exon. NCBI's taxonomy places the organism in Eukaryota, Viridiplantae, Streptophyta, Magnoliopsida, Asterales, Asteraceae.
AUGGUGGCUGCUGCAGGAAUAGAAGUGGGGCAGGACACUUGGUUUUGGGCUGGUAAUAUGGAAGCAGAAUAUACCACGAAUGGGCUUACAAAGAUGCUAAUGCAGCGGACGGUGUACGAAGAAUGUUUUGUCUUAAAGUGGGUUUCGUGGGUUCCAACGAAGUGUUUGAUUAUGGCGUGGAGAGCGGAAAUGGAUAGGAUCCCAACAAAAGCGGCGUUAGUCAAGCGAAAUAUUGGCAUUACGGAUACGAGAUGUCCCUGGUGUAAUUGUUAUGAAGAAACGGUGAUGCAUGUUUUGUCCGAUUGUUUAAUCGCUACCAAUGUUUGGGAUGGGAUUGGUAGAUGGUGCCGCUUAGACCCGAUUUAUGCGUUCGAGAUUAAGGAUCUGUUAGAAGUGUACAAGUCGAUGAACGGAAGCAAGAAGGGGAAAAAGAUUGUGCACGGGAUUGUCAUUGUCACCAUGUGGUCGAUGUGGAAAGCGAGGAAUGAUUCGAUUUUUAAUGGGAAGCGGCCUAACGUGGAAAACAUCGUGGCGAGUGUAAAGUCUAUCACGUUUUUAUGGGCUAAAAGUAGAUUAAAAUGGUUUGGGCAUGUGAAGAGAAGGCAGACUAUGGCGCCAGUUAGAGCAGUGGAAAACUUUAUUGUGGAGGGGAGAAGAAGUAGAGGCAGGCCUAAAUUAACUUGGGAGGAGCGGAUUAGAUAUGAUUUGAUAGAGUUGCAUCUCUCUGAGGACAUGAUCCGGGAUAGGGAUUCGUGGAGACCUAGGAUAAAGGUAAAGGACUAUUAA